UGCAGGAUCCCACUUCAGGGUCUAACUUGUCCUAGAGGGUGUCGUUUUCUGAGCCACAGUCAAGCAGUUUUUUGAGUUUCUGUCUUCUCUUCAAAUAGUCUUCAGUUCAUCCUCAGAGUGGGAGGAGAUUUCGAGGGCCCUUGACAUUUGAGGUUGUAUAUAAUCCUAAUUGAAGCAGUAUGGCGACUAUUGCUGAUAUUUCUGUUGCAGCAUCUAUAAAUAUACUCAGUGCAUUUGCUUUCUUUGUGGCUUUUGCGGUACUGAGAAUUCAGCCAAUCAAUGAUAGGGUAUAUUUCCCAAAGUGGUACCUGAAAGGUUUGAGAAGCAGUCCAUUGCAGUCAGGUGCUUUUGUCCAUAAAUUUGUCAAUUUGGACUUCCAUUCAUAUUUGAGAUUUUUGAAUUGGAUGCCUGCUGCAAUGCGAAUGCCAGAACCUGAGCUUAUUGAUCACGCAGGAUUGGAUUCUGCUGUUUACUUAAGAAUUUACUUGACAGGGCUUAAAAUAUUUGUUCCUAUUGCAGUAAUUGCUUUCACAGUUAUGGUACCUGUCAAUUGGACCAAUAGCACUUUAGAGCAUUCCAAUUUGACUUUUAGCAACAUAGACAAGCUUUCAAUUUCAAACAUUCCUCAUGGAUCAAAAAGAUUCUGGACUCACAUAGUAAUGGCUUAUGUCUUUACAUUCUGGACGUGUUAUGUUUUGAAGAGGGAAUAUGAGACAAUUACAUCAAUGAGAUUGCAGUUUAUUGCUUCAGAACAUCGACGUCCAGAUCAAUUUACGGUACUUGUAAGAAAUGUGCCACCAGACCCUGAUGAAUCUGUUAGUGAACUUGUGGAGCAUUUCUUCAUGGUCAACCAUCCUGAUCACUAUCUAACUCAUCAGGUGGUUUACAAUGCAAACAAGCUCUCUGAACUCGUGAAUGAGAAAAAGAACAACCAGAACUGGCUUGACUACCAUCAACUGAAGUAUGCUAGGAACCAAUCAAGAAGGCCCACAUCCAAGAGUGGUUAUCUUGGCUUUUGGGGUAAAACAGUGGAUGCUAUCAAUUUUUACACCUCUGAAAUUGAAAGACUUUCGAAGGAAAUAGCUGCUGAGAGACUGAAGAUUGACAAUAAUGCUAAGCACAUAAUGCCUGCAGCAUUUGUUUCCUUUAAAACAAGAUGGGGAGCUGCUGUUUGUGCUCAAACUCAGCAGUCAAGAAAUCCAACCUUGUGGCUAACUGAAUGGGCUCCAGAGCCCCGUGAUGUGUAUUGGAAUAAUCUAGCAAUUCCCUAUGUCUCACUUACUAUUAGGAGGCUUGUCAUAGCUGUUGCAUUUUUCUUCCUUACCUUUUGCUUUAUGAUUCCCAUCGCUUUUGUUCAGUCCCUUGCAAACGUAGAGGGAAUAGAGAAAGCACUUCCUUUCCUGAAGCCAAUAAUUGAAAAGAAAGUCAUUAAGGGAUUCAUCCAGGGUUUUCUUCCAGGAAUUGCUUUGAAGAUUUUUCUCAUAUUUUUACCAUCAAUACUGAUGUUGAUGUCGAAAUUUGAAGGAUUCAGCUCCAUAUCAGCUCUUGAAAGAAGAUCUGCAACUAGAUACUACAUUUUUCAGUUCAUAAAUGUCUUUCUUGGAAGCAUCAUCACUGGAACAGCAUUUCAGCAAUUAAAUAACUUUAUUCACCAGUCACCAAAUGAGAUUCCAAAGACAAUUGGUGUCUCCAUACCUAUGAAAGCUACCUUCUUCAUAACGUACAUAAUGGUGGAUGGAUGGGCUGGAGUUGCAGGCGAGAUUCUUAGAUUGAGACCUUUAAUUAUCUAUCACCUCAAAAAUUUCUUCGUGGUAAAGACUGAAACUGAUAGGGAGGAGGCAAUGAAUCCUGGGAGCCUGGGUUUCAACACAGGCGAACCUCAGAUACAGCUGUAUUUCUUGCUGGGGCUGGUUUAUGCUGUUGUUUCUCCAAUUUUGCUUCCUUUUAUCGUCAUAUUCUUUGGACUAGCAUAUAUUGUAUACCGUCAUCAGAUUAUGAAUGUCUACAAUCAAGAGUAUGAGAGCGCUGCAGCAUUCUGGCCUGAUGUUCAUGGGCGCAUCAUAAUAGCAUUGAUAGUCUCCCAAUUGCUUUUACUGGGGCUGUUGAGUACAAAAGAUGCUUCUCAGUCAACUCCAUUUCUCAUUACACUCCCUGUAUUGACCAUAUGCUUCGACAGAUACUGCAAAGGUCGUUAUGAACCUGCCUUUGUUAGAUAUCCAUUGCAGCAAGCUAUGAUGAAAGAUAUACUGGAUCGUACAAGGGAGCCAAAUGUUAAUCUAAAGGAUUACCUUCGAAGUGCUUACAUCCACCCUGUCUUCAAGGCCGGAGAUGAUUAUGAGAACAAUUUGGUUAGUGAAGAUGAGGAGCAGGAACCUACUCUUGUCCCCACAAAGCGCCAGUCUCGAAGGACCACCCCGUUUUCCAGCAAAUACAGCGGUUCAUCUCAGUCUUUCCCAUAUGAAGUUGAUCAGAACUUGCAGCCCUGAGAAGCUUUGACAUGAACCUUUGUUAGAAAUUGAGCCUACUAUGAGUUUUAGAUAUUCAGCUUGAUAUUUGAAAUCAAGUUGGCAAGAAGCAUGUCCUUUGACCAAAGUGUCUCAUGCAAUGUUCUUUCGCAGGAAUACGGGUCUUUAGGAGUUGUAAUUGAGCAUUUGGCAUGAUCAAUUUUGGCUGAAUAUUACCAGCCUGAGUUUGUAUGGUAUUUGGAAUGACGAAAUUUCUCUGUACAUAGACCAUUCUUUUACCAAGUAUAGCAGCUAGGUUCCAGAUUCUCUA
Molecule: messenger RNA, 2775 nt
Organism: Coffea eugenioides
Lineage: Eukaryota; Viridiplantae; Streptophyta; Magnoliopsida; Gentianales; Rubiaceae
Product: CSC1-like protein At3g21620
Exons: 12
Coding region: 180-2486 (768 amino acids)
Cellular component (GO): plasma membrane
Molecular function (GO): calcium-activated cation channel activity
Source: RefSeq, a predicted model, not a curated record